Molecule: messenger RNA, 501 nt
Organism: Nematostella vectensis (starlet sea anemone)
Lineage: Eukaryota; Metazoa; Cnidaria; Anthozoa; Actiniaria; Edwardsiidae
Exons: 4
Coding region: 31-408 (125 amino acids)
Source: RefSeq, a predicted model, not a curated record
ACCAAAGAAGUGAAUCAACACAAGGUUGAAAUGAUGAUCAAGUUAGCUUUCUUGGGACUUUGUCUUGUCGCUGGGUCUUCAGCCGUUUUGAACUCUCAGACUGAACUGUACACUUUAGGGGCCAGUAACCCAGUUCUUCCAGGCUACCCAGUGUUUUUCCUCUCAUGGGGCCAGUGGAGAUAUUUCUGCGACACUGUCCAGACAGAUGAAAAGCAAUGCUUUAACGACUGCAUGACUGCCAACGGCAUGGCCAGGUAUAUCGACACUGCAAACGGUAUCACUCCAAUAUGUCCACCGACAAUGCCGGGAUGUACAAUUCCAUGGAAAAAAACAGCAUGUCAAUGUGCCAAGCGCUGUGAAUGCAAACUUGGGCGUUGCUCCAAUGCAGACUGCAUCUUCUGCCGUUAAACCAGCAUGGACUGAUUUUCCAGAAUAGAAAAGAGAAACAAAAAAAACAUCUUCGAUGUAAAAGCAUAAAGAGAAAUAAAUAUGCCAAAUGAC